Messenger RNA from Penicillium antarcticum, 813 nucleotides. RefSeq lists its product as uncharacterized. The record is from RefSeq and is a predicted model, not a curated record. The transcript has a single exon. Bases 1 to 813 code for a protein of 270 amino acids. NCBI's taxonomy places the organism in Eukaryota, Fungi, Ascomycota, Eurotiomycetes, Eurotiales, Aspergillaceae.
AUGAAGACCUCCUUCGCCGCUGUUGCUCUUGCCCUCUCGGGCUCUGCCAUGGCUGCUCCAUUCUCCAACGGAACUCGCCCUGCGUUCACUUCUACUCCUCGUUCGACUUCUGCUCAGAUGUCGUCGACCAGCGCUUCUCUGCCCCACUCAUUCGCUUCCAGCACUGGGUUGCCUUCUGGAAGCCCCUCUUCCGGCGCACUACUCCCUAGUGGUAGUGCUGUGAAACGUGGAGAGGCUCUCUCUAUCCCCACAGAUCUUCCCUCUUUAGCAUCCGAUGCUCAGUCUAUCGCUGCAGCUCUUGCUUCUGUCGGCGCUGGCGCCCAGAAGCGUGGCGAGACAAUUUCAAUUCCUACUGAUCUGCCCUCGCUACUCUCUGAUGCCCAGUCUGUUGGAUCCGCGAUUGCUUCUGCUGGUGCCCAAAAGCGUGGUGACGCUUUGUCUAUUCCCACCGACCUGCCCUCGUUGGUUUCUGAUGCUCAGUCUAUUGGAGCUGCCAUUGCCUCCGCUGGCGCCCAGAAGCGUGGUGAUGCUUUGUCAAUCCCCACCGACCUGCCAUCUUUGUUGUCCGAUGCUCAGUCUCUUGGAGCUGUUGUCGCCUCCGCUGGUGCUCAGAAGCGUUCCCUGAUUCCCACUGGUACUCCCUCCACUCCCCUUGGAACUGCCACUCCUACACCUUCUAGCACUCUGUCGACCCGCCCUGCCUCGUCCGCAUCUGCCAUUCCUGUCGUGUCUUCUUCGGCUGCUGGUUCUGUUUCCUCGUCUGGUCGUCCUGUUCCUACUCCUACCGGUUCAUUCAGCUUGCCUCUGGUCUGA